Messenger RNA from Durusdinium trenchii, 290 nucleotides. NCBI's taxonomy places the organism in Eukaryota, Dinophyceae, Suessiales, Symbiodiniaceae. The record is from the annotation of a GenBank genome assembly.
AUGAUGCACGCGAUUUUGGCGAACAAAGAGGCCCACCUUCAGAAGGUGAAGGAUUUGUUCAACCGCCUCGGUGCAGAGAAGAGCGGGGAAAUCACUUAUUUGAUGUUCGAAGAGAAGAUCAAUGCCCCGGAAGUCAGGGAAUAUUUCUCGUCCUUGGGUCUGGAUGUUUGGGAUGCUUGGUCCUUCUUCAAGAUGUUGGAUUUGGAUGAGAGCGGUGCGGUCGAUAUGGAGGAGUUUUUGAUGGGGUGCUUGCGUGUGCGCGGCAGUGCCAAAGCGAUCGACAUCAGCAA